AUGGGGGACGCCGCUGGUUUGACUCCCCGUCAGAUUUGGGCUCAGCCAACGUCCACGACCACUACGAGUUAUCACCCCGGUUGUACGCCGUUUCUCCUCCCACAACAUGGUUACAUUCAUUUGAACCGGACUGCGACCCUCACUCUGACGCAGAACGCGGUCUUUGAGCCUCUCUGUACGGGCGAGCCAUCAAAUGUUACGAAUCCUUCUGCCGUGCUAGAUACCCGCGACCCCUUUUAUUCGUCCGUCACGCCGCAGUUAUAUGCGAUCGGUUGCGCCACUGUUGUCAGCUAUCUUCUCGUUAUUAUCCUCUUGAUUACUCCUCGUACAUAUUACAUUGGUGGCCCUAGUGGUGGCGCGAAUUUUCUGAGUCGACAUGGCAUGCUUGGGGGUUCAUACAGUGGUGGUUCCUCGACUGUGGGAGUCGGUGGCCGGCCAUGGCUUCAAAAAGUUGCUGCAAUAUUGGUUGCCAUCUCAUUGACCAUCGCGAGCGCGGACUCGUUCAAGGUUGCUGAAAGGCAAUAUAUAUACGGAUACUCGGACGCUGAAGCACUGACUGCAGAGGUUAUUGAUGGGAACGAAAUUCGAAUAGUUCGCGUCAUAUCUAGCACUUUUCUCUGGCUUGCUCAGGUCCAAACGUUGAUUCGACUAUUUCCGCGACAUAAAGAAAAAGUUAUGAUCAAAUGGGCUGGUUUUGCAUUAAUCGUAUUGGAUACGACAUUUAGCAUUCUCGAGAACUUCCUUGUGAAAUCGAAUACCACGCGACCACGGUUAUACGACGAUGCGAUUCCUGCACUCAGUUACUUAUUCGAGCUUUCCCUAAACUUGCUCUAUGCCGCAUGGGUUAUCUUCUAUUCCUUAUCGAAACACCGAUUCGCGUUCUUUCACCCGAAGAUGAAAAACAUAUGCCUGGUAGCCCUGUUAUCACUCUGCGCCGUGUUGAUCCCGGUUGUGUUUUUUGUGUUAGAUAUCGCAAAACCCGACGUGGCUGGCUGGGGUAGUUACAUCCGGUGGGUUGGAUCUGCCGCAGCGAGUGUCGUGGUCUGGGAAUGGGUAGAACGGAUCGAGGCCUUGGAGCGCGAUGAGAGGAAAGAUGGAAUUCUCGGAAGGGAGAUCUUUGAUGGCGAUGAAAUGUUGGAGAUCACGCCAUCUGAAGAAGUCGAUUGGCCGCGCCAAACGUACAACGGGAAUGAUCGAGGUGGUGGCACAGGGACAUCGUCAGGAUGGGGAGGCAUGAUGGGCUUAGCACAUCAUCCGCUGCGAACCCGAAAUAAUGGACAUGGAAGACAGCCUGGCCCACAGAAUCAAACAUACGCCCUCUUUGCCGAGUCACGACGCCGGAGAGCAGCCCGGCCCACUCCACCACCGGUAGCGGUCACGCCCGUCAGUCGGGCAGAUACCAACAGUGCAGCGAGCACAGUCUAUAAUGUCCGCUAUCACCCUGUCUCGAGUCCCACCCCGCCAGUUAUGAUGCCUUAUAUGGAAGAGGAGGAGGAAACGGAUGGGCCCAAAGAGGAGCAUAACAGACAGCAUAACGAUCAUUCCGACGAAGCUCUUACGGCGCAACAGCAUCGAGAAAACCUGACUCAAACCGUCCACACGGAUCCGCGAUGGCGGAGUCUAUUGAACCCAUUCAAACGAAGACGUGCAUCCCCGCCAAGGGAAGUCGCUUCCGCACAGGCAGAGCACCCCGAGGAGAAAGAGUCCGAUUUCUCCGAAGACGAGGGGCACGAACAGCAGUGCAAUGUCCCGCGCAGAGACAAUCACUUCUUCCCUUUCCACCGCAAAAGGGGUCCUGCAAGCGGACGUCAAGCUGCUGAUGCAUCCUUGCCGGUCACCGUUAUUCCUGCCCGGAAUCAGGGACAAAGCACCUGGUCGGCACAGCUAUUCAAUGACUCCAGUCUUCUUGAGCAGGGCCGUCGUCCAACCUCCAGCCAUCCGGUUUCCGGUCAUUCUAAUCUACCCGUGAGGGUUCCAUCGCAAACGCGGGUUGCUCCGCCAUGGGCAACCGAUGAUAAUGCCAACCAUUAUGAACUGCGCUAUGACCCCGAAGCGGCGGCUCUCGUUGGGCCCGAUGACCAUUUCCCGGACCACCUUUCUGCAAAUCACGCACAGGAUGCGUCUCAAGCUUCUGAGGGGGAUCUAUACAAGGCGGUGUGA
This is a messenger RNA of Aspergillus ruber CBS 135680, 2160 nucleotides long. Its product is annotated as PalH/RIM21 family protein. Gene Ontology annotation, biological process: cellular response to pH. Gene Ontology annotation, cellular component: plasma membrane. The transcript has 2 exons. The record is from RefSeq and is a predicted model, not a curated record. Bases 1 to 2160 code for a protein of 719 amino acids. Lineage: Eukaryota; Fungi; Ascomycota; Eurotiomycetes; Eurotiales; Aspergillaceae.